AUGCGACCGGGUCGGAAUCGAUAUGAAUCGUGGACGGAGGAGCAAUUGCAGGAGCGAUUUGGGAAUAUUGAGGAGAAGAUGGAGGCGUUCUCGCUGGAUAGUUUGAUUCAGCAGUAUCAGCAACGCGUGGAACAGGAGAACGCGCCGGGAUCGUUCUUCGUGGAUGCAAAGGAAGUGGAUCAAUUGAAAGAGGAGAUCGCCAAGGAGCAGGCCAAUGAAUCAUCGAAUGAAUCAUCGAAUGAAUUAUCGAAUGAAUCAUCGAAUGAAUCAGCCAAUGAAUCAUCGAAUGAAUCAUCGAAUGAAUCAGCCAAUGAAUCAGCGAAUGAAUCAUCGAAUGAAUCAGCCAAUGAAUCAUCGAAUGAAUCAGCCAAUGAAUCAGCCAAUGAAUCAGCCAAUGAAUCAGCCAAUGAAUCAGCCAAUGAAUCAUCGAAUAACACGCAUCCAUCCAUUGAAUCAUCCAAUGAAUCCACAGCUUCGUUAUCUGAAGAUGCAGAUUACGAAACGAAGGAUUAUUACAUGACGAAAGAAGACUUCGAGCGUCUUCGCAAUGACGAUGGCACCAUCACGAUCGAUGGCCAACGCCUCCACAUCGAAGACUUCGCAGAAGUCAGUGACUCCGAACUCCAAGACGAAGAAGUUCCCUUCAUUCAACUCGACUCCUCCCCUUCACCCCAGAAGCAUCGCAGCAGUCGUCGCGAUCGUCGCCGCAAACUCCGAGCCAACAACGAAUCCAAAUCCCGUAAACAUUGA
Molecule: messenger RNA, 750 nt
Organism: Blastocystis hominis
Lineage: Eukaryota; Bigyra; Opalinata; Blastocystidae
Exons: 1
Coding region: 1-750 (249 amino acids)
Source: RefSeq, a predicted model, not a curated record